UCCGGAGCUUUCUUCUAAGCCAUGGAACCGAGUUUGCUGCUGCAUGGAACGCUUUAUGUGUCCAUCCAUGAGAUCGAUAGACUACACACUGGAUGUGGAUUUAGAUUGGGUGACGCGACUGGUGGUCCAGUAAAAAUGGGGAGAAGAUGUUUAGCCGAAGUAUCCAAGUUGGUGCUUUGCCGGCCUGAGGUAGUCGGCUCUAAACUUUAUGCAACUGUCGAUUUAGACAAGUCUCGAGUUGGGAGGACUAGAAGGGCACGUCGCCCAGAAUGGAACGAAUCCUUUCGCAUCUACUGCGCUCAUACAGUCUCCAAUCUGGUAUUUACUGUCAAAAAUGACGACCCUGUUGGGGCAACAUUAAUCGGAAGAGCAUACUUGCCUGUGAAAGAGAUCUCACAAGGGCAAGAAGUGAUAAAGUGGGUGGCAAUACUGGAUGAAGGGCUCAAACCAAUCCCUGGAGGCUCCAAAAUUCUUGUGCGCUUGAAGUUUUUGGACGUCACCAGAGAUGGCAAUUGGGCUCAGGGCAUCAAAAGCCCUUCAUUUGAAGGAGUCCCUCACACAUUCUUCGGCCAAAGAACGGGCUGCAAAGUUUCACUCUACCAAGAUGCUCAUGUCCUGGAGGACACCACCCCCCCGUUCAUUCUCUCUGGAGGCAAAGACUAUGAGCCCCGUCGAUGCUGGGAGGAUGUCUUUGACGCGAUCACCAAGGCUCGAUACCUGAUUUACAUUACUGGAUGGUCGGUGUAUACUAAGAUCACGUUGAUUAGAGAUCCAAACAGGCCGAGACCACAAGGAAAUGAUACUCUAGGUGAGUUGCUCAAGAGGAAGGCGGAUGAGGGUGUAAGAGUUCUUGUGCUUGUUUGGGAUGACAGAACCUCGGUUGAGGAAUUAAAGAAGGAUGGAUUGAUGGCAACACAUGAUCAAGAAACGGAGGAAUACUUUCGAAACACGAAGGUGCAUUGUUCCUUAUGCCCCCGGAAUGCUGAUGAAGGUAGGAGUUAUGUCAGGGGAUUUCAGAUUGGCACCAUGUUUACUCAUCAUCAGAAGACAGUGGUGGUAGACAGUGAAGCUCCCGAGGGCGGGCUGGGAAAGAGGAGAAUUGUCAGUUUUGUUGGCGGCAUUGAUCUCUGUGAUGGCCGGUAUGAUACUCAAGAUCACUCCUUGUUUAAGACUCUAAACACAGUCCAUAAAGAUGAUUUCCACCAGCCAAACUUCUCAGGCUCUUCCAUCACAAAAGGCGGUCCUAGGGAGCCCUGGCAUGACAUCCACUGCCAGCUUGAAGGACCUGUUGCUUGGGAUGUUCUGUACAAUUUUGAGCAGAGAUGGCACAAGCAAGUUGGAGCUGGACUCCUGUUUAAAGUCGCCGAGAUUGAAGGCUUCAUUACCCUGCCAUCUCCAGUGACAUAUCCAGAAGAUCCUGAAACAUGGAAUGUUCAACUAUUCAGAUCCAUUGACACUGGCGCUGUUUCUGGCUUUCCUGAAAACCCUGAGCAAGCUGCCGAGAUGGGCCUUGUUAGUGGAAAAGAUAACAUCAUUGAUAGAAGCAUUCAAGAUGCCUACAUCAAUGCAAUUCGGCGAGCAAAGAACUUCAUCUACAUUGAAAAUCAGUAUUUCCUUGGAAGCUCAUUCGGCUGGAACUCACAGGACAUCAAGGAUGAAGAUGUUGCCGCCCUGCAUCUGAUUCCGAAGGAGCUAUCACUGAAGAUCGCAAGCAAGAUCAUGGCUGAAGAGAGGUUUACCGUUUAUGUGGUGAUUCCGAUGUGGCCGGAAGGCAUACCGGAGAGCGGCUCUGUUCAGGCGAUACUGGAUUGGCAAAGGAGGACGAUGCAAAUGAUGUACAGAGAUAUUGCUCUCGCUACUGACAGGAGAUCGAGCGUUGAUCUCAGAGACUAUCUAACAUUUUUUUGCCUCGGCAAUCGAGAGGUUAACGCCGCCGGAGAGUAUGUUCCUCCGGAGAAACCCCCCUCCGAUACCGACUAUGAACGAGCUCAGCAGUCCCGGCGAGGCAUGAUCUAUGUCCACUCGAAGAUGAUGAUAGUGGACGAUGAAUACAUCAUUAUCGGAUCGGCGAAUGUCAACCAGAGAUCAAUGGAUGGUGCGAGGGACACCGAGAUCGCCAUGGGAGCUUAUCAGCCGCAUCAUUUGGGGACGAACCAACCGGCCAGAGGGCAGAUAUACGGUUUCAGAAUGGCACUGUGGCACGAGCACCUCGGAGAAACGGACAAGUCCUUUCUCCAUCCAGAAAGCCUGGAAUGUGUCCGGAAAGUAAACGAAAUCGCCGAUCAGAAUUGGAGCCUCUACUCGAGCGAAAACCUCGCCGACAAAGACCUUCCAGGCCACCUUCUUCGUUAUCCAGUUUCAGUGUCCAGCGACGGAUCCAUUUCUCCAUUGUCAGAGCUUGCCUUCUUCCCCGACACCAAAGCUCAAGUCCUCGGCACCAAAUCGGAGAUCCUUCCUCCGAUGCUCACAACCUAACGGCAACUUUCAGCCUUUGCUGCAACAAUGCCAAGCAAAUAAACAAGAACGAAAUGGAUCCACGAGAUCAAAGAUUAUAUUGCCGAUGAGAAUCUCUUUCAGCUACUUCAGAUUCAGAAUCAAGAUUUGCCAUUAGUCGGAUCGAAUUGAAUUGUUUAUCCUAACAGAUCAAUACAACAAGUGUUCAUUAUUUUUAAUGGGAGAAUUUGAUAUUUCGAUCCCCAAAAGGAUAUUCCUUUGUCACUGUAUUCAUUCAUGGAAUUAAGAUCCUCAUCUAACAACUCCUCAAUAAAUUUUCUCGAGACCUAUUCUCUA
Diospyros lotus (date-plum) is the source of this 2790-nucleotide messenger RNA. RefSeq names its product phospholipase D alpha 1-like. Gene Ontology annotation, cellular component: plasma membrane. The record is from RefSeq and is a predicted model, not a curated record. Gene Ontology annotation, molecular function: D-type glycerophospholipase activity; calcium ion binding. The transcript has 4 exons. Gene Ontology annotation, biological process: phosphatidylcholine metabolic process; phospholipid catabolic process. Lineage: Eukaryota; Viridiplantae; Streptophyta; Magnoliopsida; Ericales; Ebenaceae. Bases 22 to 2475 code for a protein of 817 amino acids.